AUGCAGCUGUGUCUCACCGCAGCUGUGUCUCACCGCAGCUGUGUCUCACCGCAGCUGUGUCUCACCGCAGUACAUCUGGCUGAGCUCCCUGAGCUCCUCCUGGACUCGCAGCAGGAGGAGGUGCUGCAGAAAGGCCUGUUGUUGCUCCUCCUCCUCCACUCCCAGGAGCUGCAGGUGGUGCUGCUUCAGCCGCAGGAGAGAGCGUCCUGCAGCCAGAGGACAGCCAAUCAGAACCAGCCAGAGGACAGCCAAUCAGAACCAGCUAAUCAGGACCAGCCAAUCAGGACCAGCCAAUCAGAACCAGCCAAUCAGAACCAGCCAAUCAGAACCAGCUAA
Messenger RNA from Knipowitschia caucasica, 336 nucleotides. The record is from the annotation of a GenBank genome assembly. Lineage: Eukaryota; Metazoa; Chordata; Actinopteri; Gobiiformes; Gobiidae.